Messenger RNA from Angiostrongylus costaricensis, 901 nucleotides. The record is from the annotation of a GenBank genome assembly. Lineage: Eukaryota; Metazoa; Nematoda; Chromadorea; Rhabditida; Metastrongylidae.
UUUCUGCGUUGGAAAACGUUCUCAUUGCUUUAGCGACUUUCAGAUUAGUGUCGGCUUCAUCGGAUACCCAAACGUUGGGAAAUCGUCUAUCAUCAACACACUGAGGAAGAAGAAAGUUUGUAAAACUGCGCCAAUAGCAGGGGAAACAAAGGUACGUGUUGAAAAUGUCAAAGAUCCAGAGAAUCAUGUGCAAAGUGUGCUUGACUGCGUGAAAGCCGAGUAUUUGAAGAAACAUUAUGGAAUUGAGGAGUGGAAAGAUGUAGAAGACUUCAUGACAAAAAUCGCUACAAAACAGGGUCGCCUUCUCAAGGGCGGUGAGCCGGAUAUCACCGCGAUUGCGAAGUGCAUCCUAAAUGACUUCCAACGUGGUAAACUACCGUAUUUUGUUGUUCCACCUGGCUGUGAAGAAACCGCUAAUAAGGAGCAUGAUCAGGCUCCAAUAAACGAGACUUGUGCUGACCAGGACGAGUCUGUGAUUGAUACGAGUAGUGAACUUGGCGAUGUUGGUAGUGAAACUAAUUCAACGUGUGUAGAUAGUGCUAAUUAUGGUGAAGCCAUGGAUAAGAACGAUGAUUUGACUGACGUCGGCUCGCUCUGUUCUGGGCUUUCCGAUUUGUCUGGAGUUAGCGAUUUAGAGGAGGAUUUCGAGACUGUUCAUUCCGAUAAUGAAUCAGAGAAGCAGACGCAUCGAAAAACAAAGAAACUGGAAAAGCGAUCGAGAGGUGUUCGAGCGGGAAAAAAACAGCGAAAACGGCAAUUAGGCAAGCAAUCAAAUAUCGAGGCGGUGGCGACCCCGGGUACAUCUACAAUCGUCGAGUUUGCAUCCAGAAAAUCACAUGCCAUGAAGAACAUGUGGCGAAAGAAGUUGCAGAAAAAACAUAGGGUGAAGCAUCAGCAAUAG